Prunus dulcis (almond) is the source of this 1541-nucleotide messenger RNA. Its product is annotated as protein CIA1. Lineage: Eukaryota; Viridiplantae; Streptophyta; Magnoliopsida; Rosales; Rosaceae. Gene Ontology annotation, biological process: iron-sulfur cluster assembly. The transcript is spliced from 10 exons. Gene Ontology annotation, cellular component: cytosolic [4Fe-4S] assembly targeting complex. Bases 286 to 1344 code for a protein of 352 amino acids. The record is from RefSeq and is a predicted model, not a curated record. Gene Ontology annotation, molecular function: protein binding.
AACAUUGUAAUUUUUGCCAAAAGGAAAAUCAAGUGCUGUUUGCUCCUGAUUCGUGGUGCACACAGAACACACAACGCAAGAGUACAAACACCAACUCAACUCGUCAACGCGAGCACAGAGAGUAUUCAUUCACCUCCCACCGGCUGUCAAAUCCUCGUCUUGCCGACUCGUCAACACCGUAGUAGCGUAACCCAAUACCCCAGCUUUUCACUUUUCUUCACCACUUUACUCUUUAACUCUCCUGCCAAUCCCUUAUUUUCACAAAGCUCACAACCCCACCUGGCCAUGGAGUUAGCAAAAGGACUGAGAGAGAUUCAGAAGCUGGAGGGGCACACAGAUAAGGUCUGGAGCCUCGCAUGGAACCCAGUAACUGGUGUUGCCGGAAUCCCCCUUUCCUUCGCUUCAUGUAGUGGUGACAAGACCGUCCGUAUUUGGGAACACAACCCCUCUAGCUCCACUUCUUCGUGGGAUUGCAAGGCAGUUUUGGAUGAAACUCACACUAGAACCGUCCGAUCGUGCGCUUGGUCCCCAUCUGGGAAAUUUUUGGCCACUGCCAGCUUCGACGCCACCACUGCAAUUUGGGAAAAUGUUGGGGGUGAUUAUGAAUGUGUGUCCACUUUAGAGGGUCAUGAAAACGAAGUGAAAAGUGUGAGUUGGAAUCCAUCUGGGUCUCUGCUUGCGACUUGUGGCCGGGAUAAAACUGUAUGGAUAUGGGAAGUGCAACCCGGAAAUGAGUUUGAUUGUGUUGCAGUGUUGCAAGGCCAUACACAAGAUGUGAAGAUGGUUCAGUGGCAUCCAAGCAGGAAUCUUAUAUUUUCUUGUAGCUAUGAUAACACUGUCAAGAUAUGGGCAGAUGAAGGUGGUGAUGAUGAUGAUUGGGCGUGUGUGCAAACAUUAGGUGAAACUAACAAUGGUCACUCUUCUACUGUCUGGGCUUUAUCGUUUAAUGAUGGUGGAGACAAAAUGGUUACCUGCAGUGACGAUCUUACUUUAAAGAUAUGGGGAACAGACAAUGAAAAGAUGCAAUCUACGGAUGACUUUGUACCAUGGAGACAUCUUUGCACUCUUUCAGGUUAUCAUGAUCGGACAAUAUUUUCAGUUCAUUGGUCAAGGGACAAUAUCAUUGCCAGUGGAGCUGCUGAUGACACGAUAAGAUUUUUUGUGGAGAAUGAUGAUAAAGAUGGUUUGGUUGAUGGACCUUCGUAUAAAUUGCUUCUGAAAAAGGAGAAGGCCCAUGACAUGGAUAUAAAUUCAGUGCAAUGGAGCCCUGGGGAGGAUCGGAUUCUUGCUUCGGCAGCUGAUGACGGGACGAUUAAAAUAUGGGAGCUGACAUCUGCAGGCUGAUGAAGGAACCUUUUUCUUUGCUGUUAGAACAAUUGUGUAAUUGCAAAAGUAUUUUCUCUUUUAUACUGGUCUCGAUUUUUGGAAAAACAUGAAGUUUAGUAUAGUAAGUGAAAUGUGGCAAUUUUUAAUGUGAAUUAGAUGUAAUGAAUCUUUAUGAGAAUGAAGAUGGCGAAGGUUGAAGCUUACAGUAUUGUUUA